CUACUGUUUACGCAACGCAACCGAACCGACCUAUCUGGGCCAAGUCCAAGCAAACCAGGAAAUAGCUAAAACCCUAAUCCUCAAAUCGAUCGACAAAAUCGAACAGUUGUUUCCUAUCUCUCUAUCAGAUCGUGUUUCUUUUCAGUACACUGUGCUCUUGCCCAAUCCCUCUACAACAAUGGUUGCAGCGAUACUUGCAGGCGCUGCUGUUGCUGCUGCUGCUUAUGCUGGUAAAUAUGGAUUAGAGGCAUGGCAAGCGUUUAAGCUGAGACCAGUUAGGCCUAGAAUGCGAAAAUUCUAUGAAGGUGGUUUCCAAGCUACUAUGAAUCGGAGAGAAGCUGCUCUAAUUCUCGGUGUUAGGGAGAGUGUAGCGGCAGAGAAGGUGAAGGAAGCUCACCGGAGAGUGAUGGUGGCAAAUCAUCCAGAUGCAGGAGGAAGCCAUUACCUUGCGUCUAAGAUCAAUGAAGCCAAAGACAUGAUGCUUGGCAAAACCAAGAACUCUGGUUCUGCGUUUUGAAACCGUCUAGUGAGGUUGAUUGACAAAGCCAUGUUUCUGAGAUCAAGAAGAGGGUGAUCAAAAAUUGACGUCUUUUUUCUUAUUCUUUCUUUUAGCUAGAUCAAGGUUGAUGUAUAAUGUAGGUGAGAUUUUGUUCGAAUUCGCAAGUUUCUUCUAACCUGAGGAAUGUGGGAAGCAAAUUGGAAUUGAAAUCUAGUUCGAUUUUGUUUUCGAAAAAGUGUUAGCAAAAAUUAUUCAAUCAUAAAUAAAUUUAAAAAUCAGUAGGAUCCGAGC
Arabidopsis lyrata subsp. lyrata is the source of this 790-nucleotide messenger RNA. RefSeq names its product mitochondrial import inner membrane translocase subunit TIM14-2. Gene Ontology annotation, molecular function: ATPase activator activity. The coding region runs from base 179 to 517 and encodes 112 amino acids. Gene Ontology annotation, cellular component: PAM complex, Tim23 associated import motor. Lineage: Eukaryota; Viridiplantae; Streptophyta; Magnoliopsida; Brassicales; Brassicaceae. The transcript is spliced from 3 exons. The record is from RefSeq and is a predicted model, not a curated record. Gene Ontology annotation, biological process: protein import into mitochondrial matrix.